Corythoichthys intestinalis (scribbled pipefish) is the source of this 4429-nucleotide messenger RNA. It is a transcript of the gene vsnl1b, whose product is annotated as visinin-like 1b. Gene Ontology annotation, molecular function: calcium ion binding. The transcript is spliced from 4 exons. The coding region runs from base 271 to 846 and encodes 191 amino acids. Lineage: Eukaryota; Metazoa; Chordata; Actinopteri; Syngnathiformes; Syngnathidae. The record is from RefSeq and is a predicted model, not a curated record.
UGCGUUCAGGCACCUGCUUUCCAUCCGACAAACGACAGCGCUCCUCCUGCCGCUGCUUUCGAUCGAGAAGAAGAGCAUCGCUCCAUUAGCGGCAGCCGGUUCCUUGCGGAAGCAGCAUUGCGCACCUCCCUACCACCUCCUCACUCAGCCCUCCUCCUCCUCCUCCUCCUCCUCCUCCUCAACCUCGCAGCCUACGGAGGGGAGUUUUUCCUGUGUACUUUGCAGGGGGAGAAGGACACAAUAGCAUUGUACUAAGCCGCAGCCGCAGCCAUGGGUAAACAGAACAGCAAGUUGACACCUGAGGUGAUGGAAGACCUGGUGAAGAACACAGAGUUCAAUGAGCACGAACUAAAGCAGUGGUACAAGGGCUUUCUCAAAGACUGCCCUACCGGAAGGCUCAACCUGGAGGAGUUCCAGCAGCUUUACGUAAAGUUCUUCCCGUAUGGUGAUGCCUCUAAGUUCGCACAACAUGCCUUCCGUACAUUUGACAAGAACGGCGACGGCACCAUUGACUUCCGAGAGUUCAUCUGCGCGUUGUCUAUCACGUCACGCGGCAGCUUUGAGCAGAAGCUCAACUGGGCCUUCAACAUGUAUGACCUGGAUGGAGAUGGCAAGAUCACCAGGGUUGAGAUGCUGGAGAUCAUUGAGGCUAUCUACAAAAUGGUGGGAACAGUGAUCAUGAUGAAGAUGAAUGAGGACGGCCUGACCCCGGCACAGAGGGUAGACAAGAUCUUCAGCAAAAUGGAUAAGAACAACGACGAUCAGAUCUCGCUGGAGGAGUUCAAGGAAGCGGCCAAGAGCGACCCUUCCAUCGUGCUGCUGUUGCAGUGUGACAUGCAGAAGUGAAGCCCGCUUCCUGUGAAGCCCCUCCAUCCAUACGCCUCAAAACACCACUUCUGCUCGCUCCCCAAGACCCCUCCCUUUCCCGCGCCACCCCUGCCUGCAUCCACACAUACAGACACACAUACAAGCACUGGACUGCUGUUUAAAUGUCUCAUUUCACAGGGGGUUAAAAAAAAAAAAACUCUUUUUCAAUGGACUCGCUUCUUGUGGUCGUAUGCAUGAGAAAUAUGUCAAAUUUGCGGAAUCAUUUUGAAUAUAGCGAUAAGAUAAUGCUACAUUUCUAUUUCAGGACAUGUUGUUGUGCACCGUAAACACUCCACACAAAAACGUGCGCGCCGUCUUUGGAUAUUGCGGGUGCUUUCUGACAACCAGCCACCAUUUUGCGAUGGGGGGAAACUUUGCAGAGUCGAGGCACAGUAAAUUCGCAGUCUAGUAUUAAUGUAAAAUUUCUUAUUCGAUCCAAACUGGUUAAAUCAAUUACUGUUUGCCCAGGUUUUAGGGAUGGUAUUUGCUAAGGUACUAAAAUAUAUAUAUGAAGUGAGGAAGAAGCGGCAUGGAAAAUGAAUGAAUGAAUGAAAACAUUUAUUAACCGUAAUAGACAUCCAAUCCGUUUUGACUGUGAGUGGCUGAAAUCAAAAUUUAUUGCGGGCCAUAAUAAAAAAUGUUUAGUCUUUUUAUUGAUUCGGUGAAUGAGGGUGUGCUGGCUCCAUGCAGCUAUUGGCACACACUGUCUUCUAUAAGCAAAUAAAUUGAAAGGCUACAGAGUGAAAACAAUGAAAAUGAAACUAAUGGUGUCUGUCAGCGCAAGUUUCUCAAUAGUGACUUAACUUGACCUGUGUUUUGAAGGAAUUACUUAGAUGUUGGAAAAAUUCAGCCAGUGAAAGACUGUUCAGUGCUGCUACUCGUGAUCUCGAUGAGUGAAGGAACAGAUGUCAGUGUGAUAAAGCAGAGAAGCCUUUUUUCAUGGAAAAAAGUCACUUUAGCUCAAGAAGUACAUAGGUUUAUCAGCAAAUCAUGUACAUGAUUUAAUAUAUAGUGAGUCAUGUUAAACAUUUACAUUUAUAUUUUAUUCUUAUUUAUAUUGUGCAUUGUUGAAAUGUCAGUACCAAAUAAAUAUUAUCAAAUGAAUAGAUUCAUAAUUUUAAGCAUUUAGAAUUCAUGUCUUUAGAAAAUAAUGUAAAUAAUAACUUGCUUAAUUGUGUUUUGUUUUUUAGAUAUAAAAAUCUAGAAAACAUUUAUAAUAUUAAAGUUUUUUGAGUGACCAAAAACAGUCCCCUGCAUUGUCAAGGGUUAACCUUUGAUACUCUAAAUUUACAAAACACUUGUUCAAGUGCCGUCCAACAUGGCGGCCAUGUUCGUCCACAGGAAAUUCUUUCAAUCCUGGUAUUUACAAAGUAUUCACUGAGUAAGUGUCGUGGUAGUUGGUAAAUAAAGAAGAACAUGUAUAUUAAAAGAAUCCCAUUGACAGUUAUAGAUGUCCAAUGCAUUUUGAAGGGGAGGUCGGACAGCGAUAAUUCCCUGCCAACCUCUCCCAGUCAAAAUGGAUUGGACGUCUGUCAUCGUCAAUGACAGCCAAAGAGUUAAUAACCUAAAGUCAACAUUUUGGAUUGGGAAUUUGUUAAGCGUACGCGUGUCAAAUUUGAAAGCAAAAUCUCUACAAAUCUAGAAUAGACAUCCAUUCUUGUCAACAACAGCCACAGUUAAGUUUCCCCCCAUACCAAUAUGGCAACACACCGACUACUUCUAGUGGAGCACUGCCUAUUGGACCGUGUUCCCACCAGCCAGCCUUUCUUUGCAAGUUGUUCACCGCUGAUACUACCAUACUGCUUACCGUAACAGUAAAAAAGAAAAAAAAACAAUAAUAACAAUAAAAAAAAAAACAGUCCUACAAUAAUUGUAACAAUAGUGUCUCUGCCAGCCAGACUUGUAAAGCUCAUGGAUGAUAGAGAGAUGUUCGCAAAUGACUGAAAAAGUAUUGCAUGCAUAUAUUAUGUGUCGAAAAAGAAGAUAUAUAUAUAUAUAUAUAUAUAUGUAUUUAUAUACUGUAUAUAUAUAUAUAUAUAAUCUAUUACCUUUUUAAUUUUUUGCAUCUUCAGUGGUUAUAAAUAAGGAAAUCCUCUUGAGAUUCUUUUCGUAUUGUUGCAUGGGAUGUACAGUGUAAGCUCACCUGAGGUGGGAGCAUGCUUCCCUCCGCAUUCAUUCACGCACUUAUACAGUAUAUGAAUUUUUGAAUUUUCAAUCAUAUUAAUAAUAUAUGACAGAUACGAAGGAGUACUAGGGCCACACGUAUGAAAAAUAUUUAUGCUGAAGGAACUUAUAUACAUUAUUUUAAAAAAUGCAAGUAUUUUAUUUAUUUAUGUAUUUAUCAAUCUAUCAAUUUAUUUAUUUAUUUAUUUAUUAUCAUAAAACUGCAACUAUUACCCUAUGAAAUUACAAUAUUUUCUGUAAAAAAAUACUUUUAACCCCCCAAAAUACAACUUUAUUUUCAUUUUCAAUUUUAAUUUUCAUUUCAUUUGUUCCCCCAGAAAUAAUUAUUUUUAGCUUUUUGAAUUCUAACAUUAAAUAUUUUUCCUUUCAAAUUAUAUCUCUUUUUGUCAAAAUAUAAGACUUUUUUUUUUGUUGAUAAACGAUAUGACUUGAGAACAUAUUUAGCGACUUUUCUAGAAAAAGUUUUUUUUUUUCUUAGAAAAGGGGCAUGGUGUAUUAAACUUCAAAUAUUAUCACUUUAUUCUCAUUGUAUAAUAAUGUAAUUUUUAACUUUUCAGUGCGGCUCUAAUUUAUACUCCUUUGUGGAAUACACACUCACAUGCACACGAGUGGCACACAAUUAGCUGCCUAUUUGGUUUGUUUACACAGUACAUAUCGACAUGUUUACAAAGUGCACUGCUAUAAUAAUCCAAUGAUCUCCAUGCUGAGAGCUCCCUAUGGAACGGGACUCAUAUUCCAAAGCAGCAGCUGCAAAAAAAAAAGUUUACUGGAAAAACUGCAUUCCAACAUUGAAAUUGUUUUACACAUGUGAAAUGUUUAGUUUAGCUUUUUGAAUCAGUCUUUCCAGCACAUUAGGCUUCCCUGUUCACAGGCUAUGCAAGCGUGGACUGAGUGUCUGCUUUGUGAGUUCACAAGCCCAAUAGCAGACGCGGCAGAAAAGCUCCCCAUAAUAAUCUCAUUUAUUAUUAUAGUCUACGGUAUGUACACAUUUCAGUCUAGCCCGACACCACAUGGAGAUCUUUAAUGUCAAGUAAAUGUUUCUAUCAAAUAUGAAAACUCAUGAUACAAGUGAUUGUAUUCUUUUAUACAUGUGGCAUGUGUUGCACCCCUUAAACCAACCAACAAACAAAAAAGCUUGCAUUCUGUUGUGAUUAAAAUUAAUAAACCACAAACAGUCUUUUUUCCAAACACAAUGAUGGUGCUGCUACUGACUGACAGGUUAGAAGGAUAGAGAUCAAAACAAUAGUUUGUUUGUUUGUUUUCACUUUUACUUCCAUAACUUCAUGACUUUCCUUACAGAAAAACACCCUGACUUGACCUGUAUAGAAAACAUAUAGCUUUUAGUUUCCUUGAACAUUUUCAGUUUUUCUCUAAAAAU